This is a messenger RNA of Medicago truncatula (barrel medic), 1107 nucleotides long. RefSeq names its product mitogen-activated protein kinase 7. The record is from RefSeq and is a predicted model, not a curated record. Gene Ontology annotation, biological process: protein phosphorylation. Lineage: Eukaryota; Viridiplantae; Streptophyta; Magnoliopsida; Fabales; Fabaceae. Gene Ontology annotation, molecular function: ATP binding; MAP kinase activity. The coding region runs from base 1 to 1107 and encodes 368 amino acids. The transcript has 2 exons.
AUGGCAACUUUAGUCCACCCCGUGAACAGAAAAAGGCCAAGGAGAAAGCAUUGUUAUAAGAUGUGGGAAACAUUGUUUGAUAUUCAUACAAAGUACCGUCCAAUCAAGCCUAUUGGCCGAGGAACAUAUGGCGUGGUGUGCUCAUCCAUCAAUAUGGAUACCAACGAGAAAGUGGCAAUCAAGAAGAUUAGCAACGUAUUUGAUGAUUGUGGUGAUGCACUCAGAACUUUAAGGGAGAUGAAGUUGCUUCGACAUGUUCGGCAUGAGAAUGUGAUUUCUCUGAAAGAUGUUAUGAUACCAGACCAAAGAACAAGUUUUAAGGAUGUCUACUUGGUCUAUGAACUCAUGGAUAAAGACCUUCAUCGUAUUAUCAAGUCCUCUAAGCCACUUUCCAAUAAUCAUUGCAAACUCUUCUUAGUUCAGUUACUUCAAGGUCUUAAUUAUCUCCAUUCUGCAAAUAUUCUUCACCGGGACCUGAAGCCUGAGAAUCUGCUCGUCAACGCAAAUUGUGAUUUGAAGAUAUGUGAUUUAGGGCUUGCUCGGGAAAAUCAAGUUGAUGGUGAGAUUAUGACAGAGUAUGUUGUCACGCGUUGGUAUCGAGCUCCGGAGCUUCUAUUAGGUUGUGGCAAUUACGGAACCUCCAUCGAUGUGUGGUCCGUAGGAUGCCUUUUUGCUGAGAUGCUUGGUAGAAAGCCAAUUUUCCCCGGAAAGGACUCAUUGCACCAAAUGAAACUAAUUAUAAGUGUUCUUGGAAGCCAAAAGUCUGAUCUUGAUUUAAUAGUUAAUCCAAAAACCAAGGCAUUUAUCAAAUCACUUCCCUAUACACAGGGUACACACUUCUCUCAGCUAUACCCACAAGCAGAUCCAUUAGCCAUGGAUCUAUUACAAAAAAUGCUUGUGUUUGAUCCAACUAAAAGAAUUUCUGCAUCAGAAGCACUCCAACAUCCAUAUAUGGCUGAUCUAUGUGAUGAUCAAUGGCGUAACCCUCAUCCUCAAGUUCCAGUCAAUCUUAACAUUGAUGAAGAUUGGGAUAACAAGAUAAUUAGGGAAAUGAUGUGGAAUGAGAUGCUUCAUUACCAUCAUGAAGCUGCUUUUGUCAAUGCAUAG